UCCGGGGAGGCGGCGGGACGGGUUACGAUGAGACAGUUGGUAGGGGGCGGGGGUUCUCCCGGCACCAAGCCCGGUCUUGAAGCCUUGCCACGGACCUGAAGCCCUACUCCUCAGUCACAGAGCGAGCGCAAGUGACACGAUGUUGAUCAUCAUUGACUCGAUCUAACCAGGGUUGCUGUUCUGGGAUUAAUGUGGAGCCCGGGCCAUGGUAGCUGGUUCCCACCCCAACCAUGGAUGAGGUCACCUUCAAAAGCGACACUGUGCUCUCAGACGUCCACCUCUACACCCCCAACCAGAGACACCUGAUGGUGCGCCUGAACAGCACAGGGCAGCCUGUUUUUCUGUCCCAUUUCAAGCUUGUGUGGAGCCAAGAUUCUCAGAUAGACUUGAGGACUGAGGGUGGCGAUUAUAGAGAUGUUCCUACAGAGGAGACUCUGGCUGGGGCAGGCAGCCCUGGGUCCCCUCCUGGGAGUAGCUGCAGCAGUGAGGGCUCUCCCCUCCAGGCCAGCACUGAUGCCACUGGCCAGGAAGGGGCAGGAGCUCAACUGGAUGAAGAUGGGGAUUUGGAUGUUGUGAGAAGACCUCGAGCUGCCUCUGACUCUGAGCCUGCAUGGUGUCCGAGAGACAAGGUACAUCCCAUGAUUCUAACACAGGAAGAAGAUGACAUCCUGGGAGAUGAAACACAGGAGAACAGCACCUAUGAUAUCAUCAGAAUAGAACACACCAUGGCCACGCCCCUGGAUGACGUUGGCAAGCAGGUGUGGCGUGGUGCCCUGUUCCUGGCUGACUACAUUCUGUUCCAGUGGGACCUUUUCCAGGGACGUACUGUGCUGGAGCUCGGGGCAGGCAUGGGGUUCACCAGCAUCAUCGCAGCCACGGUGGCUCAGACCGUGUAUUGUACAGAUGUUGGAGCAGAUCUCUUAGCCAUGUGCCAGCGAAAUAUUGCCCUCAACAGCCACCUGACUGCCUCUGGAGGCAGUGUAGUUAAGGUCAGAGAACUGGACUGGCUGAAAGACAACCUCUGCACAGAUCGCGACGUCCCCUUCAGCUGGUCAGAGGAAGACAUCUCCGACCUGUACAACCACACCACCAUAAUGCUUGCGGCCGAGGUGUUUUAUGAUGACGAGUUAACUGAUGCUCUGUUUAAAACGCUGUUCCGGCUCGCUCACAAGCUGAAAAACGCCUGCACAGCCAUUCUCUCUGUGGAGAAGAGUUUAACCCACAUACCAACCCCGCCUGUGUGCCGGCACUGCCGUUACCUUUUUCAGACGGAAGAGAUGUCCAAGGCACAUCAGGGAACCUGGCCCACAGCUAGUCAGCUGAACUUCACUCUGAGUCACCUGGAUGUCACGUGUGAAGCCUAUGACCACUUCCACUCCUCCCUGCACCAGCUGGAGAAGCACAGGGAUGGCCAGCUGCGCUUUACAGUGGAGCCAGUGGAAGCCUCCUUCCCUCAGUACCUCGUGUAUGAGCGCAUCCGGCAGCUGGAGCUGUGGAAGAUCUUUGUGGAACCAGUAACCUGACCAUCACAUCUGCAGGCACGGCUCCUCGGCCGUUUUUCUGAUAAGUUCUAAUAAAAAUAAAAGGUUCACAGUGUGA
Messenger RNA from Artibeus jamaicensis (Jamaican fruit-eating bat), 1599 nucleotides. It is a transcript of the gene METTL22, whose product is annotated as methyltransferase 22, Kin17 lysine. The record is from RefSeq and is a predicted model, not a curated record. The coding region runs from base 231 to 1523 and encodes 430 amino acids. Gene Ontology annotation, cellular component: nucleus. The transcript is spliced from 12 exons. Gene Ontology annotation, molecular function: protein methyltransferase activity. Lineage: Eukaryota; Metazoa; Chordata; Mammalia; Chiroptera; Phyllostomidae. Gene Ontology annotation, biological process: protein methylation.